Molecule: messenger RNA, 480 nt
Organism: Anopheles cruzii
Lineage: Eukaryota; Metazoa; Arthropoda; Insecta; Diptera; Culicidae
Gene: Dll
Product: homeotic protein distal-less
Exons: 4
Coding region: 1-480 (159 amino acids)
Biological process (GO): regulation of transcription by RNA polymerase II
Molecular function (GO): DNA-binding transcription factor activity, RNA polymerase II-specific; RNA polymerase II cis-regulatory region sequence-specific DNA binding
Source: RefSeq, a predicted model, not a curated record
AUGGACGCGCCGGAUGCGCCCCACACGCCCAAGUACAUCGAUGGCGGGGCGACGGCCACCGCGCCCGGCAAGUCGGCGUUCGUCGAGCUCCAGCAGCACGGGUACGGUGGCAUCCGGAGUGGCUAUCAGCACUUUGGCGCCCAGGGCGGCCAGGAUUCGGGCUUCCCGAGUCCGCGCGGUGCCCUCGGGUAUCCCUUUCCCCCGAUGCACCAGAACUCCUACUCUGGGUAUCAUUUAGGCAGUUACGCACCACCCUGCGCUAGUCCACCAAAAGAUGAUUUCCUGCUAGAUAAAUUAGAAGACACCGGUCUGCGGGUCAACGGGAAGGGCAAGAAGAUGCGCAAGCCGCGCACCAUCUACAGCUCCCUGCAGCUGCAGCAGCUUAACCGAAGAUUUCAACGCACCCAGUACCUGGCGCUACCGGAGCGGGCCGAGCUCGCCGCCAGCCUCGGGCUGACGCAAACACAGGCUUGGAUCUAG